AUGGCUGAUGAUAAGGACGUUUUCGAUUUGCUCGAGAAGGAAUCCAAGGAAUUCGAUAAGGACUCCGAAAUUGACCGCAUCUGCAAUGCCUUCAAGCUCGACUCGUACGCCGUCAUGGGCCUCAAGCCCGGCGUCCCCGAAAACGACAUCAAAAAGAUCUACCGCACCAAGUCACUGCUGAUCCAUCCUGAUAAGACGACAAACCCCAAGGCGCCCGACGCCUUCGACCGGCUGAAGAAGGCACAGGAGCAGUUGAUGGACGAGAAGGCGCGCGCCCGACUGGACGAGGCCAUCGCUGACGCGCGCAUGCUGCUGAUCCGCGAGAACAAGUGGACAGUCGAUUCUCCCGAGCUCAAGACGGAGGAAUUCGAGGUAAAAUGGCAAAACAAGACCAGGGAGGUGCUCAUCGAAAACGAGCUACGCCGCCGCAAGCAGAUGCAGGCCGCCAUGCGCGAGGAAGGCCGUCAGCAGAAGAAGGAGGAGGCCGAGAUAGCCGAGCGCAAGCGCAAGCGCGAGCACGAAGAGGCAUGGGAGAGCUCGCGCGACCAGCGCAUCGGCUCCUGGCGCGAUUUCCAGAAGAAGGGAUCUGCCGACGGCGAAAAGAAGAAAAAGAAGAAGCUUAAGCCCAUCGGGUGA
Molecule: messenger RNA, 636 nt
Organism: Lasiodiplodia theobromae
Lineage: Eukaryota; Fungi; Ascomycota; Dothideomycetes; Botryosphaeriales; Botryosphaeriaceae
Exons: 3
Coding region: 1-636 (211 amino acids)
Source: RefSeq, a predicted model, not a curated record